Molecule: messenger RNA, 933 nt
Organism: Salvia splendens (bonfire salvia)
Lineage: Eukaryota; Viridiplantae; Streptophyta; Magnoliopsida; Lamiales; Lamiaceae
Product: metalloendoproteinase 2-MMP
Exons: 1
Coding region: 1-933 (310 amino acids)
Biological process (GO): proteolysis; collagen catabolic process; extracellular matrix organization
Cellular component (GO): extracellular matrix
Molecular function (GO): zinc ion binding; metalloendopeptidase activity
Source: RefSeq, a predicted model, not a curated record
AUGGCUCUUAAGCUUUUUCAGUUGCUUUCCCUCGCCUUUCUUGCUUAUCUAUUCUUUCCCACUAUUAGCCAUGCCAUGAGAAAUAGCCCCCGUGACAAAAAACCAUCACCUUUUGAUUUCAUCAAACAAUUAAAAGGUAGUCACAAGGGUAUUAACACAAAAGACAUCCAUCAACUCAAAGUCUAUCUCAAGGAAUUCGGCUAUCUCGAAUAUCUCAAUCAAACUCAUGCCAAUGACGAUGAUUUUGAUGAUAUCCUAGAGUCUGCCAUCAAAACCUAUCAAGAAAAUUAUGGUAUCAAACCUACGGGAAUGAUAGAUGCUAUAACUAUAUCAAAAAUGACAACCCCGCGAUGUGGGGUGCCUGAUAUUGUGAAUGGCACUAACUACAUGCAUCCUCGCGACAAGAAACACAAGUCGGGCUCAAGCAAUGUCCACACGGUGUCCCACUUUACUUUCUUUCCGGGAAGUCCUAAAUGGCCAUCUUCUAAAACUCAUCUCACUUAUAGAUUCUUGUUCAACUUUCCUAUAGAGGCUAUGGCCCCUGUGGCACGUGCCUUCCAAAAAUGGCAAUCUUCCACACAUUUCACCUUUGCACGUGUCCAAACCUAUCAAAUUGCUGACCUGGUUAUAGGGUUCCACCGCUAUGACCAUGGAGACGGAGCCCCUUUUGAUGGCCCCGGCGGAACCAUAGCUCAUGCAUUUGCACCAACUAAUGGAAGGUUUCAUUACGACGCGGACGAGUGGUGGUCGAUUGGGUCAGUUGAGGAUGCAUUCGACUUGGAAACCGUUGCACUUCAUGAAAUCGGGCACCUUCUAGGGCUCGGGCAUAGCUCAGUUGAUGCAUCAAUCAUGUAUCCCUCGAUCAGUGCAGGACAGAUCAAGAAUUUGCAUGAAGAUGAUAUUCAAGGAAUAAGUGCUUUAUACAAUCUCUGA